AUGGCGUUGAGUGGACAUCGUGAAAACUUCAUCGUGGCUCGUUUUGACCUUUUCCGAUCUCCUCAUCCUCCUCCACCUCCACCACCUCCUCCUCAUCCGAUGCUCAGAGACACGAAAUCGCUGAUGAACCACCAUCACCAGGACAUGGACCGAAUCGACAUCCGAACCUUGUCGCUGCUCCGAGGUCCUCUGACCGAAAAAGGCGCACGGAAGCCCAAGUGCGCCCGAUGCCGAAACCACGGCAUGAUCUCCUGGCUCAAAGGGCACAAGAGACACUGUCGGUUCCGGGACUGCCGCUGUGCCAAAUGCAACUUGAUCGCAGAGAGACAGCGUGUUAUGGCGGCUCAAGUGGCCCUGAAGAGACAACAAGCAGCAGAAGAUGCCAUCAUUCUUGGUCUCCGGGCCUGCUCGCCCAGUGGGCCGUACAACUAUCUCCCUCAAGGUCCAAUCUUCGGCAAUGCCCCACCAGGAAGCACAGACGGGGGCAACGUCGACGAAGACGAUGAUGAUGACGAUGAUGACAUGGGGCAGACGAGUGACUCACCACUCGAUGAUGUCGAAUUGCCGCCAUCACCAGAGCACGAGAAGACAGAAGUGAUGAGAGAAAUGAAGGAAGACUUAGAACGUGAGUCCCCUACAACAAGUGUCCCAGAGCUACCGAAGAAGAUCGUGGAGAAGCAUGAACCACCAGAACCCUCUGAGAAACCAACCGAAGACGGUGAGGAACCGAAGAAAAAGGCUAAGACUUCUGGACAUUUGGACACCUUCAAUGGCUUGGCAUCCAGCUUCGUGUCGCCGUUCCGUCCAGGACGGUUAUCGCCGACGGAGAUCCUGACACGGUUGUUCCCCCACCAACGCAAGGCUGUUCUGGAGUUGGUCCUGCAAGGAUGCAGCGGCGAUUUGGUCAAAGCCAUUGAGCACUUCCUCAGCGCCGGGGAAUCCGCAAAGAACAACAGCAGCGCCUCCUCGCGAUCGGAACACGCCUCGCACUCUUCAGAAAAGGACCAGAACGAAGCGUAUCACAUCCCGUCUGGACUUCCUACGGUUCCAGGACUUGGUUCUUCGAUCUUCCGCACACCAAUGCACGCUGACAAGCUAGGUGUCGGUAGCAUGAAGUCGGCUUUUACUCCCCUCCCACCUGCUAGCUCAGCGCCUCUCCCUCUUCUCUUUUCGCACAGACCGCCAAAUCCUUUCCAAGCAGACGCUCUCCUAGGUCGUACCCCUAUAUUUGCCCCAUCCAGUCUGAGUGACCUUCACGUUGGUGCUGCAGGACCGGGUCGUUUCGUAUUCCCAGCCAUGCACCCGCUCAAUCUCUCUGGAAAAUUAGCGGCAGCAGCCAGUGAGGGAUAUCCCAGGUAUGUCUUUGCACCCUAUGGAACAUGUCCGCCAGACUACACGCAGUACCCGAGCCUCCAUAGCACCAGAGCUCCAGCCGGAAGCACCGGAAGUGAUUCCGAAAAGAGUCCGGGUGCCAUUGCUGACCUGUCGGUCACGAGCAACGUUGAUUCAGAUUGAGAUUGGAAUGACUUUCUAAAACUGUAUAUCGGACACGUGAGAGCACGAAACCAUGGACUUGAUAUAUUUCAUGUUAGCAGAACAAGCUACAUUCCAGAGGUUUUUGAGGUUUUGUUUAGCAGAAAAUUAUUGAAACAUGAGCUUACCUCCCGGAAUGUGACGUCACGGGAUAUAACAAUUUCCAAUGUCAGCUUUAAAAACGGGACUUUGAAAUGUGCCAAAGCAUCUUGUAAGCAAAAUCGAUUUAUAUACCAUUGUUUAUCUUAAGUAUUUACGAAUGCCCUACUUUGGCUUAAUAAGUUCAAACACAGUGAAAAUGUUGUGAUCCAAAUUGUCUACACAAAAUGUUGUUCAUCUUUUAAGUCGCCACGAUUAAACGAUAACUUAUUAAGAAGCCUGACAAAACGAGACCCAUUAUUUCAGACUCGUUGUUUUAGAAGUUGUUUCUUAAUCGGGAUUUAUAAUAUCUACUAAAAAUGCCAAAGAUAGAGCCAUUGUUGUCUAAUUGAGGAUUACUUUUGAAUGUGUGUGAUGUCAACAGGUCAAAGGUACACAUACACUCCACAACAAAUUAAUGAAAAAACGAUCCAGAAUAAUCUUGGGAGUGAAGUAAUGGUGCAAUUUACUUAACAUAGAAUCGAUCAAUGCCAUCGAUAAUAAUGAUAAUAGUUCAGUUAGUACCGCAAAAUCAUCGUUGAUUUGCCAAACCAAAUCGAUGUCAAGUUUUCCUUCAAAGUAAGAUAGAACUACGUUUCCUAUAAAUGAUUAUUUCUAGAGGCUUUUAUCAUUGUCGUGUAUAUUAUAUUUAUUGAUGUAUCAUAAUGUUUUUCGCCCCUGUCUACGCCCUAUAUACCCCUAAAUAGGGUAAUGCUUUAUAAAAAAAUCUUAUAAAGAGGCUGAAAUUCUUUAAAAGUUUAUGUUAUCAUGUUUGUACAAGGCUGAACCUAAGCAUUAACAAAUUUAGUGUCAGUUACAUUUACAUAGGCUGAGUCAUCUUUUUAAAGAUUCCGUCUGAAAUAUACAAUAAUUUUGUUGCCAAUUUAAAGCGAUUCUAUAAAAUUGUCAUAACUGUCAAUCAAAGUCAAAGAGUAAUAACAUGAGCACUAUGUAUUUUAUAUUGAUGUUAUCACCGAAAAUUAUGAACAUGAAUUUCCUAAAAAGCUGACAUAAUUCCAUACAGUAUUUUUUUUAAAUAACAAAAAACUUUGAAUUUUCUUCAAAAUAAAAUUUCCAUACAAAAUGCCAAAUUGCUAAUUAUAUGUACAUACAACUUACUGAAAUCAGAUACUUUAAAUUUUAUGAGUAAAUGUGCAUUUGAAAAUCUACGCAAUGAUUGUAUUCAUUAAUCAUCGAAUUGUCAAAUUUUUGUACGGGAAUAUGUGUUGUAACUUCAAAGUGUGUAAAAUAUUAAAGCACCAUUCGAUUCGAAUAUGACCGUUUUCAGUCAUUUUCGUUAGGGCCGUGUAUCGAAAUAAAGAAAACCAUCUUUCGAAUGUUUGAAUUGAAUACGAUGUAAAAUAAAUAAUGAAUUGGUUUUUCUUACUUGUAAUAUAACAUUGAGUUAUUUAUAGAGAGCAUGACGACAGAGAAAAUACACAUUUUUUUAAUGUUGGUGGUAUUCUUGACUGGAUGCUCAAAAUUAAAAGUCUCUUCUUCAAAC
Lytechinus pictus (painted urchin) is the source of this 3175-nucleotide messenger RNA. RefSeq names its product doublesex- and mab-3-related transcription factor A2-like. Gene Ontology annotation, molecular function: DNA-binding transcription factor activity, RNA polymerase II-specific; RNA polymerase II cis-regulatory region sequence-specific DNA binding; protein binding. Gene Ontology annotation, biological process: regulation of transcription by RNA polymerase II; sex differentiation. Gene Ontology annotation, cellular component: nucleus. The transcript is spliced from 3 exons. Bases 1 to 1515 code for a protein of 504 amino acids. Lineage: Eukaryota; Metazoa; Echinodermata; Echinoidea; Temnopleuroida; Toxopneustidae. The record is from RefSeq and is a predicted model, not a curated record.